ACCGGGGAAACAAAAAGUUUGGAGACAAAUGCAGUCAAACACGGGAAUGCGGUUUCGAUGGAUCGGUCUGUGAUGAUUUGAUACAUCAGUGUCUUUGUCGACCAGAAUUACCAGUAACAAAUCAUCUAGACAAAUGUGGAGUGGCUGCUCGAGUGAAUGAGUCAUGUACGUUCAAUGCGCAGUGUGAAGCCGUCAACUUUCAAACUGAAUGCAAAGAAGGAAUAUGCAUCUGCCGAUUCGAAAAACAACCUAUAUUCAGGCCCGAUGGAAUCAUCGAUUGUAUAAAUGUUCAAACAAAGUACACUCCAGAAAAAUAUAUCGACCCGGCAAUGAUUGGAAUUCUGGUGGCGAUGUUUCUGAUGUUCAUUACCAUCUGCGUUGUUUUACGAUUAUUCAGCAAGGCCAGAUGGAGGGAAAACAGAACCAUAUUCAACACACCAAAUCCAAGGUUGAUGAACGUGUCUCUACUUAAAGAAAACAAACACCCCGAUCGAAGAGGAUCCAGGACGAGUCGUGGUCCAAGCAGACAACCAAGCAUGGUUUCUUUGAGAGCUCAGUCUCCCAAUUCACAAGGGCGUUUGUUUCUAGGAUCACGCAGAGGAUCAAGAGGCAGCAGCAAUAUCUCUGCAGCGUCUACUAGAUCCAACAAAAGUCCGCCGCAAGCCCUCAAUUCAGCAGCGACACCUAUGUUGGAAAGCGUAACCGUCGAAAUCCAAGAGCCCAAAGCUUAAACUCAGCUUGAAGGCAAUUUAUUCACUUUUCUUCUGGAAACUUGAGUAUGUCGCGAUGCCUCACAUUCUACAAUCCACUUACCUCGGUAGUAAAGUGAUGAUAGGGACCAUACAGUAACGUUUUUGUCCAGCCAUCACGUCUUGUAACAUAACUCUGUAUAUUUUUUUUAGUUUUCCAUUAUUUAUCCAAAGUUUACAAUAAGAAUCGUACAAAUAUUCUUGUAGUACAGUUCGUUUUUCUCCAUGUGCACAAAUUUGAGAGAUACUAGCACCAAAUUUUUAUGUAGAAUCUGAUUCUAUAAAUAUUUAUCUGCUUUACUUAAUCUCUAUACAAAUUAAGUUUGGUGGUAACAAAAAUACUGGGAAAAUUUUGUGAUACUACCAAAUAAAAGCUGUGAUUGUAUGUUGGUAGCUUAGUCGAGGACUGGACAGGACAGAAAGUGCUGGGAAAACUUUUUGCCCAGUUCAGUUCAUAUGCAGAUAGAUACGUCUCUGAUGGAGGUAUAUCUUUCUGCCCAAGUCAUCGAAACAUAACUUGUACAAAAGAAAGCAAAGCUACGUUCACGAACAUACAAAAUACAGUUGCUCAUUUCAUUAAUCUACUAAUCUAGUGUUAGAUACUUUCAAUAUUAAACUAGAAUUUAAACCUUAGAUGUUCACACGAAUAACUUCAAUAGGGAUACUCAUUAUAGGGAUAUUGACACGAGCUUAGCUCUGCUUGCAGAAUUUACGAGUUUACUGAAAUAUUGUGUGUUUGAUAUGAAGCAAACAUUUAUACUAUAUUGCUUAUACCUUUAUACUCUUGUACUGUAAACUUGUGUUUUCACUUACUUGCCAACAACUUUUAAUAAAAUGCUACUGAAUUU
This is a messenger RNA of Leptinotarsa decemlineata (Colorado potato beetle), 1597 nucleotides long. It is a transcript of the gene jus, whose product is annotated as EB domain-containing julius seizure protein. NCBI's taxonomy places the organism in Eukaryota, Metazoa, Arthropoda, Insecta, Coleoptera, Chrysomelidae. The record is from RefSeq and is a predicted model, not a curated record.